Messenger RNA from Topomyia yanbarensis, 803 nucleotides. RefSeq lists its product as uncharacterized. The coding region runs from base 21 to 743 and encodes 240 amino acids. The record is from RefSeq and is a predicted model, not a curated record. Lineage: Eukaryota; Metazoa; Arthropoda; Insecta; Diptera; Culicidae. The transcript has 4 exons.
GACUAGAAUGAAGCUGUAAAAUGCAUAGCGCAAUAUCAAUACUGACGCUGACGCUGCUUCCUGUUAGCUUGUGCCUAUCGACCGACGAGUCCGGUGAAAAAUUUUCACCGGAAGAAAAGGAAGCAAUUCAACGACUGAAAACGCAGUUUGACGAUGCCUGCUUGCGCAACAGUGGCUCGAAUGUGACGUACGAUGAAGUAAUGGAAGCCGUUGCACUAACGCCAGCAUGUGUCAGUUCUAAGAUCAGUGUUGAGGAAUUGUUCGGUGAUUGGCUGGAGCUGAACAACGAUACCAGAGUGGCGUUCUUUUCCAAAUACUGCUCGCCGGUUAAGAGUAGCGUGGUAGAAUGUUUGAAACCUGUUGAAUCACUAGCACUCCAGUGUGUGCGGCCAGAAGGUCAAAGGGUAGAAGCACCCGACUUUCCGCUGUACAUUCUACCCCAGGUGGUGGAUUUGCUUUGUGAAGAUUAUGGGGCGAUUUUGUUCGCUAAUAAUGUAGUGAGUCCCAUUGAAUGUUUUCAAAACUACUACUCGUACAUUCAAAGCUGUAUGAAGAACUUUGUCAGUGAAACGAAUGCCAAGGUCAGGGGAGAUUAUGGUGAAGUAGAAUGCAACGUAUUGAAAAGUGCGAGAGAUUGUGUAGCGGAAAAGGUAGAUGCUUGUGGGAACCGUGACCUAAUAAGAAUAUUCGAUUUACCUUAUCAAGCUGUUAUACGAGAGACUUUUUGUAAAAAUAUGAUUUAAAUCAUUUAAAUUUUAUUUGAUGCAAACUGUUAUAUAAAUGUGUUUAUUUUUAAUUUUUAA